Austrofundulus limnaeus is the source of this 546-nucleotide messenger RNA. RefSeq names its product G-protein coupled receptor 124. Gene Ontology annotation, biological process: cell surface receptor signaling pathway. NCBI's taxonomy places the organism in Eukaryota, Metazoa, Chordata, Actinopteri, Cyprinodontiformes, Rivulidae. Gene Ontology annotation, molecular function: protein binding. Gene Ontology annotation, cellular component: plasma membrane. The record is from RefSeq and is a predicted model, not a curated record.
UCUGAUUGGCUGCUCGUUCCGGUCUGUGAUUGGCUGUCAGCAGCUGAAACUUUCUCACUAACUUAGUUCGGAUGAGGUUCGGCUGCAGCAACAUGGACCGGAGGAUGCUGCGGGCUCCAGCCGGAACCAGGACUGUGUCUGCGGAUCUGGACCUAUAGACUCAGGUGACCCACGCACGGCUCGAGCAGACGUGAGAUGGUUCCGACCUGCCUCCGAACCUGGGAUGACGUAACCUGAAGCGGGUUCUGACGCCGGGAUGAGGGAGCUGGUCUGCCUGGUGGUCCUGCUGUGGGGGUCCGGUCUGAGCAGCAGAACCUGUCCGGACCUGGUGGUGGAGAGCUGCCACUGCUCGGCUGACAGGUCCAAAGACCUGAGCAGGCAGCCCGUCCGGGUCCGGGUCCGGGUCCUGUGUGAGGAUGUGGACCUGAUGGACACCCUGCCGCCCAGGUUCCUGCCCAACAGAACCGUGUCCCUAAACCUGAGCAACAACAAGAUCUCUCUGCUGAGGAACGGCUCCUUCUACGGCCUGACUGCUCUGGAGAAGCU